Molecule: messenger RNA, 2996 nt
Organism: Octopus sinensis (East Asian common octopus)
Lineage: Eukaryota; Metazoa; Mollusca; Cephalopoda; Octopoda; Octopodidae
Product: galactose mutarotase
Exons: 8
Coding region: 135-1199 (354 amino acids)
Biological process (GO): glucose metabolic process; beta-D-galactose catabolic process via UDP-galactose, Leloir pathway
Molecular function (GO): carbohydrate binding; aldose 1-epimerase activity
Source: RefSeq, a predicted model, not a curated record
GACUGAAUGUCUUGCCCGCUUCCAUACCAAUAAGCAUAAUGUAAGGCGGCUCUUACCUCCCUGAUUUCCCCCUCUUCCUUCCAUAUAAAAUAGUGAAUGAAUUAGUAUUUUAUUUUCCCCCAUUACAUAAAAAGAUGUCUUCAAUAACUACGAAAGAAGUUUUUGGCUACGCUAAAGAUGGGACGACCGUUGAGAGAAUAACAUUGAAGAAUGCUUCUAGAUCUGCUGAAGUUGAAAUAUUGACUUUUGGAGCUAUUAUAUCAAAAAUUAUAGUUCCUGAUAAAAAUGGUGACAUGAAAGACAUUGUGCUUGGCUUUGAAAAUGUUAAAGGAUAUGAAGAUCAAGAUUUGUACAUUGGUGGUAUAAUUGGCAGAGUGGCUAACAGAAUUGCAAAUGGGCAGUUUACAAUUGAUGGAACCACAUAUAAAUUAGAUGUUAAUAGUGAUCCAAACACUCUUCAUGGAGGUUUUAAUUGUUUUGAUAAGGUGCACUGGAAACCUUCUAUUGAUGGGUCCAAAGUAUCAUUGACAUAUGUUAGUCCUUGUGGACAGAGUGGUUUUCCAGGUGAACUGACCAUCACUGUGACCUAUGAACUUACUGAUGACAACUGUCUCAAAGUUGACUAUAUGGCUACCACGACAAAAGCAACACCAAUUAAUCUCACCAACCAUGCUUAUUUCAAUCUUGGUGGACAUGGAAUAGGUAACCUUUCAAAGCAUUGGUUAAUUGUUCCUGCAAAUCAUUACCUACCUGUUGAUAAAAACUGCUUGGUAACAGGAGAAAUUCGACCUGUUGAUGGAACACCUAUGGAUCUAACAAAAAAAGUUCUUCUGAGUGAAAAAUUCAAAGAACUUCCUGAUGGUUAUGACCAUACAUAUUGCUUUGGAAAUCUUGAGAAAAAACUGAUAGCUUUGGUGUGGCAUGAAGAGACUGAACGAAGCCUCAAAGUUUGGUCUACCCAACCUGGAGUGCAUGCGUACACUGGUUAUUUCCUUAAUGGGCCAGUGGGUAAAGACGGUGCAGUCUAUAAAAAAUAUUCUGGACUUUGUUUGGAAACACAACACUAUCCUAAUAGUGUUAAUGAACCUAAAUUUCCAAAUACAGUUUUAUACCCUGGGGAGACCUUUCGGCAGACAACUUGGUUCCAGUUUGGUGUUCUCAACGAGGUCCAGUACAACAGCCUAAUCAGUCAAAUUUAACCAUACCUGUUUAAACUUAAAUCAUUUAUAUGAGGGCAAAGCACUAGAAAAACUAAUUUGAUGUUUCAUUUUUUAGCAGGGUUAAAAUAUUUAGCAGGGGUUAAAAUAACUAAUUCAUUUAGGUUUUUCAUUUUGUAUACUCAAAUGGCAGUAAGUUUGGUCUGGGUUUAAUUUUUAAAAUGAAAAAUGGAAGAUAUAAAGAAAAUUUAUCAGUUGCCUAAAUUCUGCAUGUACUGUGUGUGUGUGUAUAUAUAUAUAUAUAUAUAUAUAGCUAUACAUACAUGCAUAUAUAUAUUUUUUUUCUUAUUUCAGUCAUUUGAUUGUGGCCAUACUGGGGCACUUCUUUGAAGGUUUUAGUGGAUAAAUUUGUUUUUAGUGGAAUAAGUCUGUUUUUACCGAACUGCUAAGUUAUGGUGGACAUAAGCAAACACAAACAUAGUUUUAUAUAUAUAUAUAAUGUCUUGCUUUCCUGAGCCUGGACGUAUUAAAGCUCUGGCAUCUGCCAACUGACUUGGUAUACAUCCACAAGAUUAUCCACCAUUUUUCUAACAACAACAACCUUGGGCACCUUUUUGAAUUAUAUGUCUAACACUCAUGGACAUGCUUACAAAAUCAAAAGACAACACAGUACAUAUAACUUUUGGAAACGUUUUCUUAUGCUCAGAAUUGUUGAAGCAUGGAAUAAACUACCCACAUCAGUUGUUAGCUGUCAGGAUACCUAUUUCCUUCAAAAUUUCCAUACUUCCUGAGAUUUGCCAACAGUACGCGAUGCACCCCCCCUCCCACCUUUUAAAUUACUCAUUUGCUGUUCACUGCUUGUACAUACUCUAUGUACUAUUAGAACAUGUACAAGAACUGAGCAGUGAAUGAGUCCUUAAAAAAGGCUGUAGAGGCAUCAGGUGUAUUGUUUAUGCAGUUUUGGCUACUUUUUGUGAGGAGUUGUAGUGCACCUGAGCAUGGUAUAUAGUUUCUUUCCCCCAGAUCCACUCACAAGGCUUUGGUUGACCUGGGGUUAUAGUAGAAGACACUUGCUCAAGGUGCCAUAUUGUGUGACUGAACCCCAAAACACAUAGUUGGAAAGCAAACUUGUUAAACACACGACCAUGCCCGCACCUUAUCCAUAAGCUUAAAACAUUCCUUUAAAUUAAUUUUUUUUAGUGCUGACAUGAUUUGUGCUAUAUCUCCAUGUUAAAACUUUAGAUUUUGAUGUUGUAUAUGCAAAACAAUGAAAAAUGAAGAAAAUGAAAAUUUUAUCCUUAUAUAUUUUUUUAAAGCAUUGAAAAACUUUUUUCUGUAUUUGUGACCAUUUAAAGAAUGUAAAUUUUUCCUUUUUAUCCUGAAGAGCAAAUGUAACAAAUCCAUAUUGUGGUUGCAGUAUAUAUGACAUUGUAAAUGUAGUAACUCUUUGGUUUUCUCAACUGUUGAUUUGUCCUCUGCCAAUAUCUGUGAUAUUUGCUGUCAGAUGAAAUGAUUAUUCAUUUACUCUUGAGAAUCACAGACAAUUGAAGUCAGGGAUAUAUCUAAGGGAGAGAACUACUUUGUUAACUGGGCUACGCAUAAAAUAUUCCAAAGAAUCCAUGCUAAGUUUAAUUAAAGUCAUUAAAAAGUUAUAUACAAAAUAUUUUUUUAAAUCUUAUGUUUUUACUGGAAUCAGUAAUAAAAACUACAAAAAUCUAAAGGACAAAAUUUCAUUCAAUAAUUAUUUUAAGAUUUAUCCAACUCAGCUCAAUUAACCCAGUUCUCACACCUUGCCUGUGAUGGUUCAUUUGUUCAAUGAUAAAAUUUUCAUCCCAAUUU